GGCAGUCGGUUAUUUCGCGCUAUCUUAGUUGGUACGUCUCGGUUUGCCAGAUUAUAACCGUAAACGGAGUUUUGCGGGCUUUUGUUUCAUCGACGGUUACAGUCUGUGGGCUAUGUGAUUGUGAAUAUCGGCGUAGAAAUGGAAAACUGCUAAUAUUUCUUAUAUAGAUAUUUUGUAUAGUCUAGUUCUAUUGAUAUUUGAAUCUAGUUGAUGUUUAAUGUUGGUAUAUUCAUGCGAUGUGCUGUAAAUCCCGAGGGGUCCUAUCUCGCUUGGGCCUUUUGUGGGGUCUUUUCUCUUUGGCAGCUUUACUCAUUGCCUUCAUCAGCGGUUCUUGGCUUUACACGAAAGAGCCAGUGCUUUUGCCAAAUUCGUUGAUAUCUACAAGCGUUUCAUUUAAGAUCGGUUUGUGGAGAACAUGUCCAAGCGUUAAGAAAAUUAAUGCUACAAUACACGUUCCUUCCCCUACUUGCGUGCUGGUGAAGUAUUCCGGUUGGGAAGACCUGGGGGAUCUCGGUAUAUGGACCAAUUUAGACCUUGCUCCUGUAUUUGUAUCGCGCAUGAGGUACUGUACGGUACUAUGCGCUAUGGCAGUUAUUCUUCAUAUUUUGGGAGUUCUUUGCACGAUUAUUGGUCACUGUAAUAGUGACAAUAAGACCGUCUUAGGAUGCGGCUUUCUUAUUUUGGCUGGUCUAUCCCUAGGCACCGGUUUGGUCAUCUUUGUUUCGUCUCUCUCAGAGACUCUGUUGGAAAUAUCGCAAUACCACAAAGAACCGCCAUCAGGCCCCGUCUACGACUACCGCUAUGGAUGGUGCUUUUUCACCGCAGGGCUCGCCUUCAUUAUGACCAACAUGGCGGCCCUAUUCUCCAUAUCUGGCUAUCUUAAUAGGUUCUCCACAGUUGACGAAAUGGUAAGACAAAUGGUACCCGGAGCAGAACGUAAACUUCUAGAGCAUCACCAUAUGUCCAACGAAUAUUUGGUACACCAUACAAUUCCUUCAUCUCUACAAUACGACCCUUUUCCAUCGGAUCAUUCAAAAUAUGAAGUUGAAAGUGUAUCGAUGAUGAACAAAACCCCACCUGACGUAUGUACGACUAAUAAAUGUCCUGAAUAUGGAAUGGACAAUUCCGAACAAACCUGUAUUGUUCCGAACGUAGAUGGACCAAAUCUGAGUGUAGCACAAACUCUAGCGGGACAAACAAUUCCUAUAACAAUAAAAAGUCACACUUCUACAGCUCCUUUAUCGUUAUCAAGCCUACCGAUGAAAUACGGUACUAUGCACUAUGACCAUUCGGCUAAUAGCGCCCUAAAUCAAGGAUUCUUGGGGGUGUCUGAUUUGGGAAGCUCAAGUUCAACUAGUUCCAGUGGCUACUGUGGAAGGAGCAAAACCUUGCAGCAUUCGAAAAAUAAGAAAAAAUGCUCGAAGAUAGAGACGUUUCAUGUUCCUGACACCACAUUCACAGAUUUUGGUAAACGAACUAAUGUUGAUUUCAGUUUUUCGGGAAGUGCAGUGUGACUCGUCUGGUGUUAUGUAUCGUGAAUAUAUCAACUAUUACUCAGUUUUAAUCAUUUAUUUGAUAUCUUCAUAUAAAUUAUUAGGAAAUAUUAUAGACAAGUCGGUAUAUUGAUAAUUUUUAUAUAAAACUGAGCUCCAGUACUCAUGAAACCGUUUAAGAAAUUUUAACAUCAUUCUGGUUUACUCACUUUGUUCUUGUUUCUCAAUUCUAAACAAACCUACUCGGACAUAUUUAUAGUUUUGUUGAUGUUUUAUUCAACAGAAAACCAUAUUUUCGUCUUUCUGAAUAGAGUUCCUAAAAACGUGGGACUAAUACUGAAAGAAAUAUAAGACCAGAAUUUAAAUUUUGGAAUAAUAAAAUUUGGAAUAUGAUCUGUUGCACUAUAUUUUUGAAUUAUUCACAACGUUUUAAAAUCUUUUUCUUAUUCAAUACAGCCCGGAUUCUCAGCAUUCGCUCACAUAUACAUAAAGGUAAACUGAAUCUUUUCGAUCCACAAAAUCAGAUAAAUAUUUGAUAUGGCAAAUACAGGAUGUUAUCAAAAACAGCUAUAAAUACAUGAUGAAGUCAAUAGAUAAAUUGUGUUAAGAAUUUUAUAUAAUCGUAGCGUUAAUAUUAUAUGAUGACAAAAAAUUAGUAAUAUACACGGCUAUGAAUAAUUUACGUACAAAUUGAAGCUACAAAAUAUCUCUUCUUAGUAAGAAACAGCAUGGUGAUAAUGGAAAAGAUCAUUCAUUUUUCGAAAUAAUGACUAGAAAAUUGUAUAUCAGCUAGUAUCAGUAAAAGCACACAAGGAUAUGUGAAAGGAUUUCUUUGGUUUUCAAAAUUCAAUGUAGUAAACAUAAAGUAAUUGAACAGCUAAUGAUAUAACAGAAAAUUCGUCAAAUUUUAUGGUACUUCUGAUAUUGUAGAUUUACUGUUAAUUGGCUUUCUGAGUACAGGUCCAGAUAGAAAGCAUGGAAAACUAGAUAUAAUACUAAUGACCUGAGAAUAAUUGGAAACUUCUACUGGUACCACACCGCAAAUCUUAGUAUCGAAGGAGUAAACUCAGAAAAAGUGAAAAUAACGAGAAGAGGAUGCAUAUUAUCUCUACUCCUCUUUAACUUGAACUCAAAGCGGAUAUUCCGCGAAGUCAUUUAUGAUAUAAAAAAGGUAUACAGCUAAAUGGAUACAGGCCAAACAACAUCAGAUAUGCAGAACAUACCAUUGUAUACAAAGCCUGAUGAAUAGUCUCACCAGUCAUAGUCAGCAAUACGGCCUGAAUAUCAAUGUCAAAAAGUCAAAAUUCAUGAUCAUAAGUAAAAAUAAGAUCACACGAAGCUAUCCAGUAGAUAGAGUCAAACAAUAUAAAUACCUUGGUACUAUUAUAAAUGAGGAUUGAACCAACAAGCAGAAAAUACUAAAUGCAAUUCGCUGGUAUUUAUUUGCAAUUGUUCAUGAAUAUUACUGCGAAGUAUUAAAAAUUUUCUCUUGGAUGAAUAAUAGAAAAUGUAUCUCAUUGGAAUCAUUACACUUCCAUGCCAACAACGAGGUUUUAAUGUGUACUUGUUGGUUAAGUAAAAACAGCUGUGAAAUUCUUUCAAUUCUUUCAGUUUUGCGGCAGAUUAUAAAAAUUUCCAUUUAAUUGUGCUACUGGAUUUUUGAUAAUCGUCUUUUAGAAGAAUUAAGCUCCUGCUCAAAUUGGAAUCUUCAAUGAAAACGUUCCUGAAAAGUUGCUAUGGAGAAAAAUUUUAUUUUCAACUUUCUCUCAUAAAGUAUUUAUUCCUGACAAUUUUUAAUAUCAAUUUGGAAAAUUAUUAUGAAUGUGAGUCUCAUUAACGGCAUUUCCACAAUAAAUUUUACCACUUUCUAAAUUGAAACAAGUAAAUUUUAAAACUGUUAAUCAAUCAAUCAAGAAAUACGCUCCAUAAUAUUCUGUUACAGAAAUGGUCAAGGCUAGUUAACAAUCUUUGGAACGAAGUCCAGUGAACAAAAGUACGUGCCAAUAGAUGAAAAUUAUUUUAAGGCGUAAAAACUACCCCUUAUUGUCAAGUUAAAACGUUUAGAAAUUUAUAAAAACAUUUGUAGGAUUGAAAUAAAGCUCGCACGAUAUUUUAGGAUACUAUCUAUGUUUUUCAACUCUUGGUAAAUGUAUAUCAGCCCUUAAAAACUAACCUCUCUUAUGAUAAAAUAAAAAAACAAACACAAACAAACAAUUAUAGUUCUUCAUCUUACUUAAUUUAUAUGGAAAGUGUUCUUUUUAUUGUAUUCAACUCAUAUGUUUCUUUAUAAAAAAUUUUUCACCCUUAAAAUUCAUCCCUUAUUGCAAGAGUUGAAAAAAACAUUCAUGAUCAAAAAUAUUACUGAUGUUUAAUUUUUUUGUAGUGCUUGUUUCGCAAAUAGUUAUUUUCCAUAUUUUCAUUCAUUAAAAACUACUACCGAUGUAUUUAUUGUUUUUUGUGUCACAUUUCAAUUAAAAAAAUUAAUAUACAAAAUGAAUAAAAUUUAACAAUCAUCAUUAUCACUAUCUGUAUUUUCGUCUUCAUCCUCUUCUUUAUCAAUUGUUGGAGCACUGUUCAGACAAUUUUUACCAGACCAUCCAUUCCAGGUUGAGUUACAAAAAAGUCCAAUUUUCCGGCAGCCUCAUCGCAUCCUUUUUUGUUACUGCAAAAUAUCAUUUGCUAGAGUUCUUGUGGCGUAGAACUUUUUGAAUUUUAAAGGGUUGCAAUGGACCUUCAACUUUUGUCCACCCCCCAAUCAGUGAGAUCAAUAUUUUUUUAACAGCAGAAUUUUCAAUCGUUGCCUCAUUGAAGGACUCAUAUCUCAUUUUAUCCAGAAAUACUUGCAGAUCUUUAAUGUUUGCAGCACCAUGUAACAUUAUUGAACAGUACCUACCAGCUUCUAAAAUUUCUUUAGUAUUUCUGUUAAACGUGUCUGCCAGUUCUCUUAAAUCUGGCCUUUUCCCAUUAAUUCAAAUAACUUUGUUUUAUUUUUAUUAUAGAUGAAAACGAUGCCACCUACAGGAUUUCGAAAUUGCAACUACCAAAAUUAUUUCUCAGUCUUUUUUAUACAAUAAUAAACAUCAUUAAUGAAGAUAUCAAAUGAAUAAAUUAUUCAUUAUCAAUAAUUACGCCGUUAUCCCAUACUUCAUACUAUUUAAGGGGUCGUAUUUUUGAACUGAGCGGUUUUGAUGCUGAUUUUAUAAAUAAAAAAUUUGUUGAAGCUAAGAAAUUUUAAAUUUUUGUUGGAUCCGUACAUACAUAGUUAAUAGAUAGUAGUUGAAGCAUCAAGAUUUUCUCCGAUCCAAAAUUCUUCACUCAUAUCGUAUUUGAACAAUUUCCGAUGAAUACAUACACGCACUAAUUUCAUCUUAUUCUCAUUUAUAUAAAUUAGUUCAUUUUUAUGAAAACAAAAGUUAAAUGUGGUUAUAUCAAUAAGCACAGAUCCGUCAAUUGUAGAUUAUAUAGAAGAAACACUUUCUACUGUUUUGUUUUCUGACACAGAAGGGAGACUUGAAUAGAAGUCUAUCAAAGCAAAACUUGUGAUGUCAAAUUUAGAUAAUUUCUCACUAGAUAAAAACCUGCCCGACGUUUAUUCCUUCAGUUUCUAUUAUGACCAAUUAAUGCCUAUAGAAUUAAACAGAAAGGUUAAGUGAUUUUUACUUAACUAAAAGUGAAAACCAAAAUAUUAGUUUAGUUAAUUUGGAAUUAUAAAUUGGAGAAAAAAAAUUUGCCGCGUCAUUUUGGAUUUAACAAUGCAGUGAUGGAGGUGGUGAGUAAUAGUGUUCUAAAAAAACCAUAUAUCCUGACUCCCUUGCUAUUCUUCCCUGAAAUGUUAAAUCAAUAAUUUUUCAGAUCAGCUAACUUUGAUACUUACUGCCAAUUAGAAUAAUCUAAGCUACUCGCGCUUUUUAUCUUUAUUCAAAACUGGUUUGGCUGUCCCAACAUUCAAUUAUGAUAAAACUCCCCGUAUGUUGCAGCAUUUCCAUUUUUCUUUUUGCUCAAUAUAAAUCUCUCUAACAAUCGAUUUAUACUGUAGUCACUUUUCAAGACAGCAAUUGUACCAAGUUCUUUGAAAAUAUCCAACCAAGUUUUACAAUCAGUGAUCAUUAGCUGGUUUUUUAGUAUCUUUUCCAUUCUCUUCAAAACUCUGUCUAGAGAUAUAAAUGAAUGCCCUGGUAUCAGAAAAACUAACUCAAAAGUGGAUAAAUUAUAAAGGGUAUUUUGAGACAUAACAUCAUAGUUGAGUCAUCAGUCUUACUAAAUAUGAUGAGAGGUCAGUUUAUGAAAGAAUUCUUUAUACUGCUGACUCAAUUUUUGCCUCCUAUGAACUUUAAUUAUUAAUAUCAGCUCUGAGUCGCACGUAAUACUUUAGUUGUAUUCUUGAAUAAAAUCAGAUUUACUAUUAUUGCGAUUAUUCAGAUGUAAAUUAAACGAUUUAUAGCUAAUUUUGCUACGUUUUAACUUUGUCGGCUGUUGCGAAACAAAUAAAGUAAAAAAAUAUCUAAUUAAAUUUUUCUAAAAUGUGGAUAAGGCGAAUUUUGUUUUGAUAGGCCUCAAUUAUUAUUUAUCAUAUAUUGGUUCAUGAUUCUAGAUAAUGCGUUUGAAAUUAACCAUAAUUCGAACAAUAACGGUUUUUCAAUAACAAUAAUUAAGCGGUGGUUUACUAGUUAAUUAAUGACUGUCGCCAUCUAACCUUAUAUUAUUGAAAGAUCAAAACUGCUCCCGGUUUAAAAUCAUAAUAAACACGCUAAUUUGGCGUUUUCGAGGAACAGAAUCCAUUUAAUGAUCUAUGAUUUGAAUAGUUGUUUUCAGUUCGGCUUUUCAAACUGGAUUUAUGAAUAACAGUUCCUCUUGAUAAUAAAAACAUAUCGAAUUCCAUAGGAAAAUAUAGACUCUCCCAGUUGGAGGCAGAUUAAGAUAAUUAAACUAACCUAACCCUAUAGAGCUAAUUUCUGCUUGAGUUAAAAUAACUAAAUACUGGGAUAUCUGUAGGUUAUCGAGAUACGUCCUCAAACGAAACUUGUAUAGAAUGGUUCAUUGCGUUGGAACCACUUUUUCGAUCGUCCCAAGUAAAAAAGAAAAAUGAAGCUACGCAUCAGUCACGGCUGGGACUGAUUCCAUUGCCACAAGAAGAAUACUUCGAAUAGUCCAGCGGAGCGGCAGUUAACAAACAACAUAGUUUGACGUUGUGAAAAUUAGUUCUUCUGAUAUACGCCCUAACAAAGAUAAGUUUCGAGAGACCACCUUGGAAUAGGACCAGACCUCAUCAGAGAUGGCCCACCGACCUACCAGUAAUCCUGCUGCAAAGAGAUAUAUCGAGGCACUGAAUUGCAAGUAUGAUAAGGGUAAAAUAUAGUUAGAAGGCCAUAUCGUCGAGAUAGACGAGUCCAAGAGUGAUCGUAAGAAGAUUUUUUGAAAAGGUUGACUUUAAAGGAGGCUUUAAUCUAGAUAUCUGCAAACUGAUUAAGAAUCUGAACCAUCCAUGAAGACUUACUCAUGGAAAGGUUACGUCGGCCUAAUCUUCAAAGUCAUCCACAAGUUGAAAUUUAACUUGAGGAAACUCAUGAAUAAAUUGAACAGAGGAGGAGUCAAGUUUGGUCAAGUAGCACUUGGGUGAAGGAGAUGGAGAACUAUAAACUAUUAUUUUCUACAUUUAUCAUCUAAAAAUAAGCCCUACAACAUUUCCUUUAAUCCAUAAAUCCAUUUCAAAAAAGUCUAACCGGAAGUUAUAGGUAAAACCGCAAGUACUAAUGUGUUACCUGUUUAAAUGGAUCCUAAAAUAUCGAAAAUACCAAACUAAUGUGUUUUUAUUAUGAUCCUAAGCAGAAGUAUAACCGAAAUAUCGUUUAGACAACGUAAAUAAUCUUCAAAAUAAUAUAAAAUUCAACAAUCGUGAAUGUAUCCAUUGAAAUUGAAAAUGUAUUACAAUUAAUUAUUUUGAAAAUAAAAAGAAUUGUGAUCGCUGUGAUAUUUAAGUUAUAGUUAUUAUUAGUCAUAAUAUGAGGUAUUGGUCACAUGUAUUCGAAGGUUUGUGAUUAAUCUUAAUUAUUUUAUAUUCCCAUUGAGUGAAUAAUAAAUGUUAUACAAAUUAUAAA
Molecule: messenger RNA, 7588 nt
Organism: Diorhabda carinulata
Lineage: Eukaryota; Metazoa; Arthropoda; Insecta; Coleoptera; Chrysomelidae
Product: voltage-dependent calcium channel gamma-5 subunit-like
Exons: 6
Coding region: 237-1514 (425 amino acids)
Biological process (GO): postsynaptic neurotransmitter receptor diffusion trapping; neurotransmitter receptor transport, postsynaptic endosome to lysosome; neurotransmitter receptor internalization
Cellular component (GO): AMPA glutamate receptor complex; postsynaptic density membrane
Molecular function (GO): voltage-gated calcium channel activity; channel regulator activity
Source: RefSeq, a predicted model, not a curated record